AUGGAUUCCGAGCAACAAAAGCUUGGGGAGAAGGAAGCACGGGUGCCGGAGAUGGAUUUGAGCCCUGAUUUCCCGUCGAUCGACGAGGAAGCCGAAAAGAAACUCAUCAGAAAAAUGGAUAUGUACAUUCUUCCCUUUGUGGUCCUUCUCUAUCUCUUCAGCUUUCUAGACAGAGUCAACAUCGGAAAUGCUCGGUUAUAUGGGCUGGAGGAGGAUCUGGGUUUGGUUGGUGAUCAGUAUCAAAUUGCAGUGUCGAUAUUUUUCGUCACCUACUGCUUAUUUGAGGUACCGUCGAAUCUCGUCAUAAAGAAGCUUACCCCGUCACGCUAUAUUGCAUCUAUAUCGGUUAUCUGGGGCAUCAUAGCAACACUUACUGGUAUCACUCAAAACUACGGCGGCCUUAUUGCUUGCCGUCUGCUUCUCGGAGUCGUUGAAGCCGGUCUUUUCCCCGGCCUCGUCACGUACUUAACUACCUUCUACAGCCAGCGUGAAAUUGCACUGCGAACGGGUUACCUUUUUAGCAGUGCAGCCCUGGCCGGCGCGUGUGGAGGUCUUCUCGCAUAUGGCAUUGGCUUUAUGGACGGGAUUAGUGGGCUCAAGGGCUGGAGGUGGAUCAUGAUCAUCGAAGGAAUCCCUACUGUUCUUAUCGGCGUCGCAACUUGGUUCUUCCUCGCGGACGAUCCCGAGACGGCUUACUACCUCAACGCAGAGGAAAGGGCUUUGGUUGUCAAAUGCCGCAGUCGCCAUUUUGGCCACACGGACUCUGCCCAGAAAUUCCAUUGGGCGGAUGCUAAAGAAGGGGCAUUGGAUUGGAAAAUCUACGCCUUCUCUCUGGCUGAGUUUGGGAUUGAUACCAUGCUUUACGGAUACAGCACCUUCCUGCCUACAAUAAUCAAAGGACUAGGAGAUUGGUCUGUCCCGGAAGUUCAAGCCCUCACGAUUCCUUGCUAUGCACUGGGUGCCAUAGCGUACUUGAUCAUUGCUUGGGUUAGUGAUCGCACCCAGCGUCGCGGAGUGUAUGCUUGCAUCUUCGCGGCUGUUUCAAUUGUUGGGUACGGCAUCCUCAUUUCGGAUUCUUCUUCGGGCGUGCAUUACUUUGGCGCACUGCUUGUUGCCAUGGGGCUGUAUGUGGCCGUUGGGUUGCCACUGGCCUGGCUACCAACCAAUCUCCCCCGCUAUGCAAAGCGAACAUUCGCCACCGGCCUGCAAUUGACAUUCGGAAAUAUCAGCGGCAUUAUGUCCCCCUUCCUCUACAAGACCGAGGAAGGACCUCGCUAUGUGCGAGGGAACGCUGUGACCCUGGGCAUGGUGGGCUUUGCGGGAUCGGUGUAUGGCAUUAUGUGGGCCUAUUAUCACUGGGAAAACAAACGUAGAGACCAGGGCCUCGAAGACCACAAGAUUGAGGGCAUGACAGAUGAAGAGAUUGAAGAAAUGGGAGAUAGGAGCCCACGCUUUCGAUACGCGACAUGA
Molecule: messenger RNA, 1470 nt
Organism: Aspergillus puulaauensis
Lineage: Eukaryota; Fungi; Ascomycota; Eurotiomycetes; Eurotiales; Aspergillaceae
Product: putative MFS transporter
Exons: 4
Coding region: 1-1470 (489 amino acids)
Biological process (GO): transmembrane transport
Cellular component (GO): membrane
Molecular function (GO): transmembrane transporter activity
Source: RefSeq, a predicted model, not a curated record